AAAACAAAGAAAGUCUUGAAAAACAUCAACAAAAUGAAGAGCUCACUGCUGCUACUACUCUCCUUCCUUCUCCUUUCCUCGCUCCCAAAUCUUCUUAUGGCUGAUAAUCUUGAGCCCUUGUACGACUCCUCCGGCGAUAAAGUCGUCACAGGCACCCAAUACUAUCUCGUGCCUGCGUUCAGUGGACAUGGUGGUGGUUUAUAUGCCAAACCAUCAACUUGUCCAGGAGAAAUCUUCCAAGAAAAUUCAGACUCAGCAUUGGGUCAGGCAGUACUAUUCUAUCCUGCCAACUACACCUAUGUGAGUGGUACUGUUGUCCACGAGUCCUCUGCUUUGGACAUCCAUUUCAGUGGUCAAGCUUGUAGGAAAUCCCCAAAUGCGUGGACUGUCAGUUAUUUUGAUGACGCAGUGGGUGCAUGGAUCGUUACAGCAUAUGGGUUCGUAGGAAACCCAGGACCAUAUGGUUUCAAGUUUGAGAAAGUCUGCAACGAUAAUGUGUACCAGAUUCUUUUCGAUCCUCCGACUACACUAGGAUUACCUAAGAGCUACGUUGGGGUCACUUCUGAGGCCGAGAGGCGCACAGCUCUCAUUAGUGUCCCACCCUUGCGGUUGAAGAUUGUCAAAGCUUCAUAUGCUCGCCAAGUUAAAGAAGCAAGACUCAACAAGGGAAGGAUUGCUAGUGUGGUUUAAUGCCCACUAUUUAUCUAAAUAUUUUAUCCAAGUCUUUCUUGUUGUUGGAAAUAAAUUAUAAGGAUAUCACUUUUGAGAUCCUUGUAAUGCAUAAAUUAUAAACCCAUAAUUAAAUAAUGGACUUGGUAC
Messenger RNA from Diospyros lotus (date-plum), 819 nucleotides. Its product is annotated as miraculin-like. The transcript has a single exon. The record is from RefSeq and is a predicted model, not a curated record. The coding region runs from base 34 to 690 and encodes 218 amino acids. NCBI's taxonomy places the organism in Eukaryota, Viridiplantae, Streptophyta, Magnoliopsida, Ericales, Ebenaceae. Gene Ontology annotation, molecular function: endopeptidase inhibitor activity.